CAAGAUAAAAACGAUUUCCAAAAGUUAACUUGUCCUUAUAACGCUUUAUACGUCAUUCACGAAGCGCAUUGUUUGCAACGUCCAUUGCGUGGUUUCGAAAGUGAGAGGGUAACAGGCCUGAUCUAACCCGUUGUCUUAGUUUCCAUCGAGUACAUUGCCGAUUAGCCCAGUUACCUAACUGCGCCAUCAUCCAGUAGGAUCGAUUGGAUAUUAAAAGGAGGACAGAAUUACAAACACAUGCUUCUUUCUACCCACGACACUACGAUAUGAGGGUCGCUAGUCACCCUCUAAAACACCGUCGCCGAUCAUGUUCUCCUCGUUGAAGGGUUUCUCUUCCCACAUCAACUCCAACUACUCCGUAUCGCAAACCGUUGCCUCCACAGCCGGUCCGUGGAAGAUUUACGAUGCCAAGAAGAAAUCGACGGGAAAGACGUACUCCGUCUUCGUUUUUGAGAGGAAGUCAAUAGAGUCGCAUGGAGGUUCUCUUGGUCGAUCUGGCGCGGCAGCCUUCAAGCGCUCUCUAGAGGAGGUGACCGAGCGAUUGAAGAAGGAAGCGUCAUCUCUCGCUAGACUACGACAUCCAAAUAUCCUAGAACUUGUCGAACCUGUUGAGGAAAUUAGAGGAGGCCUUCAAUUCGUUACCGAAUCAGUCACUACGUCGCUAGCAAGCCUACUACAAGAGAAAGAUGAUCAGGAAAGGGGCGGCGGGGUCGGGGGCCGGUCCAGUCGGUAUGUCACUGAGGACUCGGAUGGUACGAGACGUAGGCGGGAGAUAGAGAUCGACGAACUCGAGAUACAGAAGGGUUUGCUUCAGAUAAGCAAGGCCCUUGAGUUCUUGCAUGAAAAUGCUGGCCUCGUCCAUGCAAACCUCACGCCUGAUGCCAUAUUAAUCAACUCGAAAUCUGACUGGAAAGUCAGCGGGCUCGCAUUUUGUAGUCCGCCCGAGGGCUCAACAAAACCCACUUCAGUUCAACCCAUCAGUCUUUCGGAAGUUCUGAACUUGGACCCUCGGCUACCUCGAUAUGUUCAAAUCAAUCUUGAUUAUACGUCUCCUGACUUCAUCCUCGAUAACAAUCUCACCAGCUCUGCCGACAUGUUCUCCCUAGGCCUUUUAUGUAUCGCGCUAUACAAUUCACCUCAUCGAUCUCCCAUAGAAAGUAGUGGGAGCAUCUCUGCCUACAAGAGAUUAUUCACGUCAUCCUCAACCGUACCAUCCUCCGGUAAUGGAUUCUUAUCUAAGAGACCGCUGCCGAGGGACCUUUCGGCACAUGUCUUGCCCCGGCUAAUUACGAGGCGUCCGGCGCAGCGCAUGACAGCUCGUGAAUUUCAGGAAAGCGAAUAUUUCGAUAACAUAUUAAUAUCGACAAUUCGAUUCCUUGACGCCUUCCCGGCUAAGACACCGAACGAGAAAGCCCAAUUCAUGAGAGGCCUCAACAAAGUUCUACCAUCCUUCCCCAAGUCGGUUAUGGAGAAGAAAGUACUCCCAGCGCUGCUCGAGGAGCUCAAAGACAAAGAUCUCUUGUCUCUUAUCCUUCAGAAUGUCUUCAAGAUUAUGGACCUGUUACCUUCCUCGAGGCGAGCAUUUUCGGAGAAGAUACGACCGAGGCUCAAGGAGAUAUUUGUUGUUAAUGCUAAGCAGGCUCAGGAGAAAGAUCCACCUAGAGAUGCUGGUUUGAUGGUAGUUUUAGAAAAUGCCAGCCUGAUAGCUGAAAACUCUUCUGGUAAAGAAUUUAAAGAUGAUGUAUUGCCAAUUAUUUUAGCGGCUAUUGAGUCACCGACGCCUUCACUCAUCGAUGCUUCCCUACGAAGCUUACCCGUUGUCUUACCAGUACUAGAUUUCAGCACUAUCAAGAACGAACUAUUCCCUAUCAUCGCAGCUGUUUUUAGCAAGACUAGUAGCUUAGCUAUCAAGGUCCGCGGCUGUAGGGCUUUCGUUAUUCUUUGUGGCGGUUCCAAUGAAUCAUCAUCAGCUGAUGAUGGGCUUGAUGGUCUUGGACCCGACAAGAAAAAGAAGACGUCGUCAAGCGCUCUGGACAAAUAUACAAUGCAAGAAAAGAUCAUACCGCUCAUCAAAGCUAUAAAAACCAAGGAGCCCGCGGUUAUGAUGGCCGCCUUAGACGUGUUGCGAGUAGUUGGAGAUAACGCAGAUGCCGAAUUCGUAGCCAUGGAUAUCCUACCCAUUCUAUGGAAUAUGAGUUUGGGGCCUUUGCUAGAUCUCAAGCAGUUCCAAUCUUUCAUGGAGUUGAUUAAGUCACUUUCCAGACGGGUUGAAGAGGAGCAGAUGAAGAAGUUACAAGAGCUUUCUACCUUGAACGGAGGAAGAUCACCAACUCCUAACGAUGACUUCCUUGGAUUUGGCGGUGUUUCUGGGUCAACGUUCGAUGCAUCGAAUGGGGCUACAGAAGAUGACUUUGAGCGAUUGGUUAAGGGGAAGUCUGUCGGAACCUCAAGUGAUACAAUAGACGCAGGAUGGGAUGUCAAUCCAGCGGCAUCAGCGUCAGCAGCUGCGUCAGCUUCAAUCAAGUCUCCUCAGUUUGCCUGGUCUACGCCGAGUCCUACUUCCAACGGUCCUUAUGGCCCUCCUAAAUCUCAACCACCUUUCCGGACGGUCACACCAGACCUUGCUUCGUUCGGGACUUUGGCCCCUUCGUCUACUCAAUAUUCACAACCUCUACAGCCCGCCACGGGUAAUACGGCAAAGCCUAUGUCAACGGCACCACAAACCUCUUCAGCAGUCAAUUGGUCUACCUCGGCCGCAACAACCAAUGCUUGGGCUUCGAGCUCGACCACUCCGAUAUCUCCGGCAGUGUCAUCGUUCAGCAAUGUAAGCUCAGGCAUAUCAAACAUGAAUCUUGGUCAACCGAGACCUACGAUGAACCAGUCAUCGUCAUUUUCUCUUCCUCCACCGCCUUCUAAGGCUAGCGCUACGCCAACCAGCUUCAGUUUAGCACCACCUCCCGGAGGUGUUCAGAGACAGAACUCGGCGACAUCCUUCAGUCAACCUACUAGCAAUUUCAGUAGCACGGCUCAUCAACCCUCCGGAAGCAUGGGUAGUAUGAUGAACUCGGGUAUGGGAGGCAUGAAUAGGAGUAUGAAUAGCAUGAGCAGCAUGAUGGGAAGCAUGAAUACCAUGACGCCGAUUCAACCAGUAUCCCAACCACCGCCACCACAACAACAGAAGCAACAGCAACCUCAAGGGUCGGGCUUGGAUAAAUACGAAAGUCUGCUGUAAAGGGGUCGGAGAAGGAAUUAGCGAACGAGCGAUUAGGAUCAUCUAUAUAGCAUUCAUUCAGGCUUGAAUGUGAAGUCUUUUUUCUUAGAACACAUUUGAUGUGCGGAUACCCGAAUAGUUGAUGUCUAGGAGAUAGGUACGUGUAUGGUACGAGGCGGGGGAGCGAAAGGGGACAGUUUAAAACGAUUAAUAUAUGAACUGGAGUGAUGGCGUUCACUCGUCUAGUUACGGUAUCGUGCUUACGUAGGUACCUAUGUAUGGGCAUGUUUUGGGUGCA
Molecule: messenger RNA, 3509 nt
Organism: Annulohypoxylon maeteangense
Lineage: Eukaryota; Fungi; Ascomycota; Sordariomycetes; Xylariales; Hypoxylaceae
Product: ARM repeat-containing protein
Exons: 4
Coding region: 308-3232 (974 amino acids)
Biological process (GO): protein phosphorylation
Molecular function (GO): protein kinase activity; ATP binding
Source: RefSeq, a predicted model, not a curated record